Messenger RNA from Rhopilema esculentum, 3510 nucleotides. Its product is annotated as flotillin-1. NCBI's taxonomy places the organism in Eukaryota, Metazoa, Cnidaria, Scyphozoa, Rhizostomeae, Rhizostomatidae. The record is from RefSeq and is a predicted model, not a curated record. Gene Ontology annotation, cellular component: cytoplasmic vesicle; flotillin complex; plasma membrane. Gene Ontology annotation, biological process: protein kinase C signaling; positive regulation of endocytosis; protein localization to plasma membrane. Gene Ontology annotation, molecular function: protease binding.
ACGGAGAGCAAGUCUUUGGAGGCUGCAUAUAGUUAAAUUCCUCCAAAAAAAGUCUUGUUUGAAGAAAUCUAAUUUAGAAAUCAAUCCAAAUUUGAAACAUUUGUUUAAGUAAUGGAAUUAUAUCAUUUUGUCAUAAGAAAGCUGAUUCAAAAUCAUGGUCCAGUCGUUUAAACUUUGACAGUUGUUAUGCCUUGAGUGCAACAACCUCUCCUUGCUUGUGGUACAAUUCAGUUUCAAGAUUAAUUAGGCCACAAAUUAAGGUUGGGGUAAAACAAUUUUUAAAGCAUCCUUUGGAGCAUUAUCUAGAAGUUGUGACAAAAAAACAGCCAGCAGCCAUGAUGAAAAGAAACAACUCACCAAACCUUGAAAUGAUGGAAGUUUGAAGGCAACUGCCCCAACCAAAACCCCCAGUUCUUAUUUUUGUGUAAAAAGUUUGUUGAGACAGAAGGUAAAAAACUGAGGCACCAAGGUAUGUAAAUGAAAUCUAAAAUUCGAAAGGGAAAAGAGGAGAUAAUGAAGUGGCUACUUCCACUAGGUUAGCAACCUCGAACCCAGACAGGGAGUGGUUGUGGUUGCCAAAAGAUCGGUGGUUGGUGCUCCUUGAAUAAAGUCACCAGCCAGAAACCCACGAGGGACAUUUUGGGGGCAUUAUUUCGGUGUGUCCGUUUCUUGUGGGUAUGAGGGCCCCUCUCCAUUCUGAAAGUUUCGUCAUGUCAGGCAGUGGCGGCGGGUAAUUUUGCCUCGUUUCAGUGCUAAUUUUAGGAAAUUUGACCUACUCCUACCUAGCGCUUUUUAAUCCGUUUUCAGAAGAAAUAUGUAGACCAUAUUUUGAAGGAAAUGGGGGUGUAAUUACCCCCCCCCUUACCCCCUUAUACCCCCUUGGUGCCGCCACUGGUGUCAGGGGCUCGAACAACAGACACUUGGAUCUCUGCUUGGAUCUGUAGCCAGCCCCCGUGAUCACAGAAAUCACUCUGGUCAAAUUUGAAGAGUAAAUCGGAGUAAACGAAGAACACAAUCAGCAAUUAAGAUACCUCCUUUGAUACCAAUUGAAAAUUCAAUGAAAUUGAAUAUCUAUCCUUUGUUUCGUUAAACCAAGGGCCUUUAACAAAAGCUAAGAUUUUUCAACAGCUCGUAGUUUUCACCGAGUCAGAAAAUGUGUUUUGAAAGUUGUGGUCCAAAUGAAGCAAUGGUUGUUUCAGGUUAGUUUACAAUUUGAAUUGAAGCAGUUAUUUAUUGCGUUUUUGUUUUCUGUAGAUUAGCUAUUUCACCAUGCAAUACACUUCUUCAAUACGCAAUGAAGAGUCUAGACCCUACGUCAAAAUUCCUGGCCUAAUAGAACAAGAGAUGGUCUGAAUGAAUUGUGCCUGAUACUGAGCACAUAGGUUUUUGAAGGGGUUUUUGCAAUGUAUUUAAGUCCUAGAGUUUGAGCUGAAAUUUUAAACCUGAUUCUUCAAACCUAUCUGCAAAACAAAUUGUAUGCUGGUGUUAACAUUUUUGUGUUUUGAUUGUAAACGCCUACCGAAGCUAAAUCGUUACGUUUGAUUGUAAACGCCUACAGAUUUAGCAGCUGGCUCGAUAUUAAAAGAGGUGUUCCACAAUGAUCCAUAUUAUGUUUGUUUCAAAAAAGGUAACUUUAGCAUUACGUAAUUAUAAGUAUUGAAAUGUGAUUCAUAUGGAAUUUGUAAGAUUUUUUCCAUUUUUAUGACACCGAUUUCUAAAAAGUUGUGAUCUUUUCGAAAUUAGGAAUGAAGGAGCUCAAUCUACUUUUUCCAAGAAGAGCUAGAACGUUCAAAUGUGUUGACACACCAGUUUUAUCAUUUACUACAACCAUUAUAAUGUGUUUUUCAGGUGCGUGUCGUUCUAGGCCACUACAUAUCGUAGGAGGAAGAGUUUUUGUGUGGCCGAAAAUCCAAAGAGUUCAAAGAAUGGAUCUGAAUGUGAUGACUCUAAAUGUUGAGUCAGUCAAAGUCCGUACAGUACAAGGUAUACCCAUAACUGUCACUGCAAUUGCCGAAGCGAAGAUCCAGGGUAUGAAUUUUGAAAUGCUUAAAACCGCAUGUGAGCUGUUUCUUGGAAAAAGUACAGAUGAAGUUCGCCAAGUUGUACUUGAAACACUUGAAGGCCACCAAAGUGCUAUUAUUGGAACGAUGACAGUUGAGGAAAUUUAUCAAGACAGAAAGAAGUUUUCCAAAUCAGUUUUUGAGGUGGCUUCAUCAGACCUGGUAAACAUGGGGAUCAGUGUUAUCAGCUACACACUGAAAGACAUCAGAGAUGAAGAGGGUCACCUUUUGGAACCAGGAAUGAAGAGAACUGGAGAGGUGCAGACCGAGGCAAAGAUGGAAUCGGGAAUCAUGGAAGCGUCAAGAGAUAAGCAAGAGAUGAAUUAGUCAUUUUGGUUUACUGGCUUUGGCCUAAAUUUUAGACCAUUUUGUUGGCUGUUACAACCAAGUGAUUAAUUGAUUUGACUUUCUGAUUUUUAGGGGUAAUCCAAUUCAUAUGCAAUCAAAAAGAAGGAUGAAUUAGAGCGUGUUGCCAAAUCCAACCGUUAAUACUUGUAUUUUGCAAUGUAUUGAAAGAAAGUCAGUUGAACAAGUGGCUCAAUUUCUUUGUUUUGUCUUUAAGAUCAUCUAUAAUUUAGAAGGCAAGACAAAAGAAAGUAAAAUAUUUUUUAAAUCAAAUAUCUAAACUGAAAUUACGGCUCAAUUUGCGUAAAUCUGGAUGGAGAGCAUGUAUUUGAAAGAAUGAUGUUUGAGAAAAAUCUUUAGAGAGUGCAUAUAGUUAAAUUCCUCUCAAGAACCUAGUUUUGGACACUUUCCUGUCACAACAAGGUAUUUAUAGUAAAUAGAUUCACAUGUUUCAAUAAGACCAGUUGAAAACACCAAUACAAAUUUGAAGGAUUUUAACAUCACUUGAAGAAAUUGAAUUAUGUCAUCUUGUCAUAAAAAAGUUCAUUAGGAAACAAAAUCCAAUCUCAGAAACUUCGACAGUUCGUUGACUCAACUGGGCUUAUGACCAAAAAAUACUUGAGUGCAACUCCCUCCCCUUGGUCGUGGCUCAGUUCAGCUCCAAAUCUAGACCACGUAUGUAUGUUGGAGCUAAACAAAUUGUUGAGUACCUUCGUGGUUCUGGGAAUGCUGGAACAUUAUACAGAAGUCGUAAAUAAAACAAAGUAAGGAACAAUGAUAAAAAAGAUCAAAUGAACAAAAGGGGAAGUUGGAAGGUAACAGCCUGUCACCCCUACCCAAAUAAGAUUUGCUAUUAUUUGGAAAUUUGCCACAGAUCUAAAGGGGUUUUCAUAGGAUGCAUAAGGGAGCGAACCCUUGAUUUUUUGUUAAGUCUGUGCCAAUCCUACCGCCCCCUAAAUGGAGCCAUGAAUUUCCGCACUAGUCGCCACUGCAAAUAACCUAACCCCAUGGAAAGUCAAUUUUGUUGGUCUUUUUUGUCAGAAUUGAAGUAUUGGCAUCAUCAGCUAAUUCAGAGUGGGAGUAUACUGCGCAUUACCCAUGAGGC